AUGUUUGUUCAUAGCACGGCGCACAAAGCAUAUGAGCGCAUGCUUCUAACGUACGUUGGUUUUGGGGAGCUUGUCUUGCAUCGAUGUCCCAGAAAUGCCGACUGUGUCACAAGCCGUUUGGUUUGUUUCAGCCGACCUGGGUUGCAGCAUUGGGCCUCCUGCCCCAUGGCUCUGGCAUUCCGCAACACCUUGGCCCUGGUGAUGCUCUGGCUUCUGCCUCCCCAGUCCGUGGCUGGGCCCGGGUACUUGGCUUGCUACUACGGCUGCUUGGGGGUGUGCUUCGCAGCUGGCGUGGCUGCGGCUGGGAUUUGUCCUCCCGCAGGCCUGAGCGGCGCGGCUGCCUGCACAAGCGGCUGCGCGGCAGCGUGCACGCCAACGCUGCUUGCAUGCUUUUCUGAGGACACCCGCGUCCAGGUCCUCAACGGCACAGGUGUGGCUGUGGUGCCCUUGAGCGCUGUAGCGCCGGGGCAAAGGCUUUGGAGCUUCUACCAGGGCAAGCCCUUGGCGGUGAAGGUUCUGGAGAAUCAAAGGUUGCAAGGCAACUUCAGCUUCGUGGAGCUGGUGGUCGUGAGUGGUGAUCAACGUUUCAGCCUGGCCAUCACGGAGAGCCACAACAUGCCCCGGCUGCGGCGCUCCGCCCCUGAGUUGCGGGAGGCACACUUGGAGGUGGCCACAGCGGAGGAGCUGCGGGUGGGCGACAUCGUGGCCACCGGCGUCUCGCGCCUGGGCUUCGGCGUCAUCUCGGAGCUGCGGCGCAUGCAGAAGUCUGCGAAGCACGUGCUGACCACGGAGACCGCAAGCGUUGUGGCCAACAACAUUCUGAGCAGCACCAUUUGUGACGGCCGCGACGACAUCUACAACCGCUCCAGCUGGCUUGUGACGCUGAACCAGUGGCAGGCGUUGCAUGAGGAGCGCCUCAAGCAGAUGUAG
This is a messenger RNA of Effrenium voratum, 930 nucleotides long. The record is from the annotation of a GenBank genome assembly. NCBI's taxonomy places the organism in Eukaryota, Dinophyceae, Suessiales, Symbiodiniaceae.